AUGCAGCUCGGACUCCAGGGUAAAGUCGCGCUGGUAACAGGCGGCACCAAAAGCAUCGGCCUAUCUAUCGUCAAGUCUUUUCUUGAAGAGGGCGCCAUCGUGCACUUCUGCUCCCGUACCAAAUCAGACGUCGUCGCAACCCAGGAGUCGUUAUCUUCAUCCUACGGCCAAGGAAAAGCCCACGGUCACGCUGUGGACAUAACCAGUCCCGAGCAAAUCUCUGACUGGGUUAAGGAGUGCGUCAAAAUCAGCAGCCGCAUUGAUGUCGUCGUGUCCAAUGUUUCUGCUCUGGCUGUGGACAAUAGUCGUGAGAGCUGGGAUGCAACAUAUCAGACCGAUAUUGCAGGCACAUACACCCUGAUCGACGCUGCUCUUCCCCAUCUCAAGGAAUCUAAGGGCAACGUCGUCUCCAUCUCCUCCGUCUCGGGCCGCUACAUUGAUUUUACUGCGCUCUCACCUUAUGGGGCUUUCAAGGCCGCGCUGGUGCAUUACACCUCGCAGCUUGCACAUAGGCUUGCGCCCUCCGGUGUCCGAGCCAACUCCGUCAGUCCUGGGAACAUCUAUGUGAAGGACGGCGUUUGGGGGAACAUAGAGAGGGACACGCCCGAGUUCUUCGCACAGCAGCUCAAGGACAACCCCAUGGGGAGGAUGGGAAAGCCCGAGGAGGUUGCAGAUGCAGUGGUUUGGCUGGCGAGCGACAGGGCAAGCUUCGUGAGCGGGACCAACCUGAUGGUCGACGGGGCAGUCUCCCCUGGCGUGCAGUUCUGA
Molecule: messenger RNA, 768 nt
Organism: Diaporthe amygdali
Lineage: Eukaryota; Fungi; Ascomycota; Sordariomycetes; Diaporthales; Diaporthaceae
Product: isoepoxydon dehydrogenase
Exons: 2
Coding region: 1-768 (255 amino acids)
Molecular function (GO): oxidoreductase activity, acting on the CH-OH group of donors, NAD or NADP as acceptor
Source: RefSeq, a predicted model, not a curated record